CUCACAUACGAGAAAUAUAAGCGUAACCCGACAUACUAUGAGCCAGCGCUAAAAUGCGGGCACCCGAACUGGCACCAAGCGGUUGAGUCUCCUGACGAUCUUGGGGACCUCCUCAACAUAGUCAUAGCCUUGGCAAGUACAACAGCUGUCUAGGGGCCUGGCAUAGGACCAGAUACCGGCGAUCGAGAGCCAGCUCUUUGCCACCCAGCUUCCUUAGCCCUUGCAAGAAUGCUUAACGUCCGUCAAAAGCAAUCUGAGGUCAUCCUCAAAGCGCUCAACUUCAAUGGCGCGCCGGGGAAGGAGACCACAGCGGAGUCCUACAAGGUGCUGGUGCUGGAUAAGUUCACGAAGGACGUGAUUGCGCCGCUGCUGCGCCUCAACGACCUGCGCAAGCACGGCGUGACGCUGCACCUCAUGCUGGAGGCCGACCGCCAGCCCAUCCCGGACGUGCCCGCCGUCUACCUGGUCACGCCCUCGCCCGCCAACGUGGAGCGCAUCGCGGCGGACGCCGGCGCCAACCUGUACGACAGCAUGUACCUCAACUUCACCGUGCCCAUCCCCGGCAAGCUGGUGGAGCAGCUGGCGGCGGGCGUGGUGAAGGCGGGCGCGCUGUUGCGCGUGUCCAAGCUGUACGACCUGUACACCAGCUUCAUCGCGCUGGAGCCGUCGCUGUUCUCGCUGGGGCAGCCGGAGACCUACAUCGAGCUGAACGACCCGCAGGCGCGCGACUACCAGAUCGAGGCCACGGUCUCCAACAUCGUGGACGGCCUGUUCUCGGUGUGCGUGACGCUUGGCGUGGUGCCCAUCAUCCGCUGCCCGCGCGGCGGCGCCGCUGAGCACAUCGCCUCCGCGCUGGAUGCCAAGCUGCGUGACGCGCUCAAGAGCCGCACCAACCUGUUCAGCGAGGGCGUGCUGGGGCUGUCGGCGUCGCUGUCGCGGCCGCUGCUGUGCCUGUUCGAUCGCAACUUCGACCUCAGCGCGGCGGUGCAGCACUCGUGGACGUACAAGCCGCUGGUGCAGGACGUGCUGGGGCUCAAGCUGAACCGCAUCUCGCUGCAGAGCGAGGCGGCGGGGCCGGGGCCGGCGGGCAUGAUGGCGGGCGGCGGCGGCGCAGCCAGCAAGAAGCAUUACGACGUGGACGAGAAGGACUUCUUCUGGGAGGCGUGCGGCGCGCACGCCUUCCCAAAGGUUGCGGAGGAGGUGGAGACGCAGCUGCAGCGGUACCGGGCUGCGGUUGACGAGAUCAACAAAAAGACGGCGGCGCACGCGGGGCAAGAGGGCGCAUUCGACCCAGACGACCUGUUGCGGCGGAACACGCAGAACCUCAUGCAGGCCGUGUCGUCGCUGCCGGAGCUGCAGGAGCAGAAGAAGGUGCUGGACAAGCACACCAACAUCGCCACCAGCCUGCUGGGCGCCAUCAAGAUGCGCGCGCUGGACCAGUACUACAACACGGCGGAGGACCUGCUCACUGGCAAGGCGGACCUGGCGGCGGUGCUCAAGCUGCUGCAGAGCGGAAAGGGCGCGCCCAUGGACAAGCUGCGAUUGGCGCUCAUAUACAUCCUAGCACAGGACGGUUUGCCGUCGGAGCAGGAGCUGUCGGAGCUGGAGCAGGUGAUGCGCACUGGCGGCGCCGACGUGACCGCGCUGCAGUACGUGCGCACACUCAAGCGCAACAACCUCACGGGCAGUGGCAAGGGCGGCGCGGAGGCGAUGGGCCACCACAGCGGCGGCACCAUGCCCUCUCAAAACAACCUGCUGGAUUGGGCGGACAAGACGUUUGGCUCGGGCCUGAGCCAGGUGGCCAAGGGCGUCAAGACGCUGCUGUCAGGCGCUCGCCAGGCUCCGCUGGCGGCGUGCGUUGAGGUGCUGAUGGAGGGCAGGGUCGGCACGCCCGAGUUCGACAGCUUUGCCGUGUUUGACCCCAAGCUGCCGCCGGGGCGAGCCAACCUGGAGCGCGCCAAGGGCCCCUUCCGCGAGGGCAUCGUGUUCAUGAUUGGUGGCGGCAACUACGCCGAGCGCGAGACGCUGCUCAACUGGUCGCAGCGCUGCACGCCGCCGCGGCAAGUGCUGUACGGUGCCACGGAGCUGCUGAGUGGGGAGGAAUUUGUGCAGCAGCUGAGCGAGCUGGGGCGGCGCAGCGGGGGACGCUAGUGAAAUGUAUAUUGGUGGGCCCGGUGCAUUGGGUGGCGGUGAUGUGGCAGUGGCUGUGGCGGGGUUCAUUCCCUGCUUACAAGCAAGGCGCGUUGAGGGACGGGACGGGCUGAUGCACACAGCAUGGUGGCAAAUCCUGGCGGAUAAGUGGCUCGGCACGACUAUUUGUGUGCGUGUGCGUGCAGGUAGUGUGCGUGUACGUGCGUGCAGGUGGUGUGCAGGCCGCACUGGAAGGGCGGGCGAGGCUACUUCUUCUUGUAGCAAGCAUUCAAGCAUUUAAUCUCAAUGCUGGU
Chlamydomonas reinhardtii is the source of this 2444-nucleotide messenger RNA. RefSeq lists its product as uncharacterized. The record is from RefSeq and is a predicted model, not a curated record. Gene Ontology annotation, biological process: endoplasmic reticulum to Golgi vesicle-mediated transport; intracellular protein transport. Gene Ontology annotation, cellular component: cytosol; Golgi membrane. Lineage: Eukaryota; Viridiplantae; Chlorophyta; Chlorophyceae; Chlamydomonadales; Chlamydomonadaceae. The transcript has 8 exons. Gene Ontology annotation, molecular function: syntaxin binding. Bases 229 to 2151 code for a protein of 640 amino acids.